AUGCUUCCUUCUAUUGAUCUCAAAGAAUUUCAAGAAAAUUUCUCUACAGGGUUUAGACCCUUUCAGCGUUCAUUUCAGUUCUGGGUUCGAGCAGUUGAUAUCUACACUGGUUACAAGGUGUUUCAACUUAAAGUAAAUUUUGAGAAGGAUGCGGAGAAGAGGGAAGCAAUGUGGGAGAAGCAGCACGAAUUUGCGGCUGAUAAAAUUUAUAACAUGUGUACUGAUCUUGGUGGGUUCUUCCUCAAGGUCGCCCAAGUUAUUGGGAAACCUGAUUUGGCCCCGGCCCCCUGGGUGAAAAGGCUAGUCACACUGUGUGAUCAUGCCCCUGCUACCCCAUAUGAUGUUGUCAAGAUUAUUUUGGAGAAGGAGCUGGGUCGAAGUACUGAUGAAUUGUUUGAAAGAAUAGAUGUUGAACCCCUUGGUUCUGCAUCAAUUGCCCAGGUUCACAGAGCUCGAUUUAAAGGUUAUAAGAAUGAUGUUGUUGUCAAGGUACAACAUCCUGGUGUUCAGGCCUUGAUGAUGACUGAUAUUCGUAACUUGCAAGCUUUUGCUUUAUACAUGCAAAAGACAGAUAUAAAAUUCGAUCUAUUCUCUGUAACAAAGGAAAUGGAGAAACAGAUUGGACAUGAAUUCAACUUUUUGAGGGAGGCUGAUGCUAUGGAAAGAAUUCGGCGUUUUCUGUACAAAAAUAACAAAAAGGCGUCGGUAUUGGUGCCACGCGUGAUACAAGAUUUGGUCACUAGGAGGGUUCUAGUGAUGGAAUAUAUGGAUGGAAUCCCCAUCCUGAAGCUUGGUGAUGAAAUAGAAAAAAGAGGGAUAAAUCCCGAUGGUAAGAUAGCUGCAGCAGCAAAGCAGAACAUCCUCAAAAGUUUGACACUUGCUUAUGGGCAAAUGAUUCUAAAGAGUGGUUUCUUCCAUGCAGAUCCUCAUCCUGGAAAUAUUCUGAUCUGUCGAGGUUCUCAGGUUGCGUUGCUUGAUUAUGGGCAAGUGAAGGAUCUCCCUGAGAAACUGAGGCUCGGAUAUGCUAAUCUCGUCCUUGCCAUCGCAGAUAAUGAUCCUACAAGAGCAUCAGACAGCUACAGGGAGCUCGGCAUAGAUACAUUUAGCAAUUGUGAGGAUGAGCAACAGGAAAUGUUUAAAUUGGCGCAAACUAUGUUUGAUACAAAGCUACCACCUGGUGUAACGAUGCUGCAACCUUUCUCAGAAGAAUCUUCAAUUAAAAAAAUUGCUGUUCAGGCUUUCCCAGAGGAACUCUUCUGUGUUCUUCGUACGGUACAUCUACUGAGAGGACUUAGUGUUGGACUAGGGAUAAACUAUUCAUGCGCAGAGCAGUGGAGACCAAUUGCUGAAGAAGCUCUGUACCUUGCUGGGAGACUCACAGAUAAAGAUCUCAAGAACACGCAUAAGCGUGGUGUUUUCAGAAGAAUGUUUAGGAUGUAG
Molecule: messenger RNA, 1440 nt
Organism: Fraxinus pennsylvanica
Lineage: Eukaryota; Viridiplantae; Streptophyta; Magnoliopsida; Lamiales; Oleaceae
Source: the annotation of a GenBank genome assembly